UAUUUUGCAUCCCUUCAAUUAGUAAACAGCUGUUCGGCGUCGGCAUUUUGCAAUUAAUUUUCGCAACAUUAUUAUUGAAAAUACCCAUUAACUAUAUUCAAAUCGCUAAAUGGCUGAGGGUAAUACCGCUGGCGGAGAGGACCAAAAGCUGUCGGAAAUAUUUUUAAAGGGCUGGAACUCAUUCGACGAGCUAGAAAGUACCGAUCUGCCCUUCAAUGGCAGUGAAUUUCAGAACAAAGUAAAGACAGCAAUGGGCCUUUUCGAGCAAGCCACGGUCAUUGUGAACCAAGUUAGCAUGUUUAGUGCCAACGAGUUGAUCGACGAGGUGUCCACGGAAUCGCUGCCCUUCAUGCUGCUCCCCUACUUCUUGGGCAAGCUGACCACCAAGAUCAACAGUCCCAAUAGCACACACUCCUUGGAACUGGGCGAGAUUUACUUCAAGGACCACCUGCAGCGCUGCCAGGAAUAUGAUCUCUGUGCAGCGCCCAAAUCUCAGGUGGCUAAGACGGAUAGCCAGGCGGAAAAAAGCGAGCAGCGCGAACUGGUGGAGGCUGCCUUCAAUAGAAACGACAAAAUAGCCCAGUAUCGCCGGAUGAAGGAGAUUGACGAGUACAUGGCCAGAAUGCGCGAUGCAAUCAAGAACAAAACGGCCGACGAUGAGGAUAAACGCGUGUUUUUCCUCAAGUAUUUGGACAAGAGCAUAAUAGACUCCAAGCAGGAAUUGGAAUCGUUGGGCGUAAUGAAGCAGCUGGCCCAGAUGCGCCUUGCCCGAUUGGCUGGUGGCGAAGCCAACGAAGUGGAUUCGUUCCGUCCAUCCAAUCAAAAUCUGUCUUCUGCAUCGUCCACCUCCCGCGGUCAUGGUCACAGUCACGGACCAGGGCAUCACCAUUAUCAUCAGCAGGCCGCUAAACCAAAGCCCUUGCAGCCCUUCAUCAUAACACGUAAUGCCACCCAGAAGGCGGUGUUUGGCUUGGGAUAUCCCAGUUUGCCCAUUAUGACUGUGGAUGAGUUCUACCAGCAGCGCGUCGACGAGGGAAUCUUUCCCGACGAGGAAAAGGUAGCCAAGAUGAAUCAAGCACAGGCCAUCGCGGCCGCCCGUGAUCCCAACGAGCAGGAGGACGAGGAGAAGGCUGUUGAGGAGCUGCAAGCGGAGCAGGAUGAUCCCGAGUAUAUAGACCGCAUGAGACGCAUGGAUGAGUACAAGGAUGUGGUGCGUCGCGGGGACGGCAAUCGUCAUAACCGUAGUUGAGAAAAUCAAAAUUGAUGUAUUUUUAUACAACCUAAUAAAAUGGUUUAACCACAA
This is a messenger RNA of Drosophila erecta, 1303 nucleotides long. RefSeq names its product immunoglobulin-binding protein 1 (gene Tap42). Gene Ontology annotation, molecular function: protein phosphatase 2A binding. The record is from RefSeq and is a predicted model, not a curated record. NCBI's taxonomy places the organism in Eukaryota, Metazoa, Arthropoda, Insecta, Diptera, Drosophilidae. The transcript has 2 exons. Gene Ontology annotation, biological process: regulation of dephosphorylation; regulation of signal transduction. Gene Ontology annotation, cellular component: cytosol. The coding region runs from base 110 to 1249 and encodes 379 amino acids.